AUGGACAUUGACAGGAUUUUUGGUUCAAAAAUUCGUCCUUGUGGCCAAGCAGACAUUCCAGAAUGGACAGGAAAGCCUUCAUCACCUUAUGACGAUCCACGUGCAUUGAGGUUUCUUGGAGAACCUAUUUUGCCUCCAGAAAGUAAUGAAGACCUUGAUGGUGGUUCCAUUGGCAAGAGGAGGCAAGAUGACUGCAACUGUCAAUUCCCAGGUUCCAUUGCCUGUGUCAGGUUUCAUGUGACAGAGAAAAAGAUUGAACUGAAGCGCGAACUUGGCUCAGCAUUUUAUGAAAUGCGACUUGACCGCAUCGGUGAGAAUUUAGCUCUGGUAUGGACCAAGGAUGAAGAAAGGAAAUUCAACACCACCAUCCAGAAGAACCUGCCUUCCUCCAAGCACAAUUUCUGGGACAAGCUGCUUGCUGUCUUCCGUUCCAAAGGCAGAGAAGGCCUUGUGAGCUAUUACCACAAUGUUUUCCAAGUCCGGCGAAGGGCCUACCAGAAUCGUCUCGCUCCAAAUGCCGCAGACAGUGAUGACGAUUCCAUUGAGCCCGGCUUCCUAUACCUUCUUCAAGGUGGUCGUAAGAGUAGGUCCAGGUCUGCUGCUUCCUCUGGGAAUCGAAAGAACUAUUAG
Molecule: messenger RNA, 630 nt
Organism: Phragmites australis (common reed)
Lineage: Eukaryota; Viridiplantae; Streptophyta; Magnoliopsida; Poales; Poaceae
Product: AT-rich interactive domain-containing protein 2-like
Exons: 1
Coding region: 1-630 (209 amino acids)
Source: RefSeq, a predicted model, not a curated record